AUGCAGUUUAUUAGCGAAAAGAAAUCUAGCACCACAGCCGUCCCUAUGAAACGCACAACGGAUCCGAUUGUGACUGGAAGUACGGUACUAGCAAUGAAGUACAGAGACGGCGUGAUGAUGUGCACGGACACUUUAGCUUCCUAUGGAAGUAUGUCAAUGUUUAAGAAUGUACAGAGAAUGUACGUGCUGAAGAAUAAUGUAAUCAUCGGAUUUGAUGGAGAAUAUAGCGACUUUGCCCACAUUGUUGAAGAACUUGAGAAGAUUCUGGAUGAAUCCAUUUUCCAGGACGACAAUUCUAUGUUGACCGCUGCUUCCACAUUCAACUUUUUGCGAGCUUGGCUGUACAACCAACGCACAAAGAUGGAACCUCUCUGGAAUACGAUUGUCGUGAUCGGCCUGGAGAACCAAAAGCCCUUCCUCGGCAUCGUAGACAAACUGGGCGCCGCCUAUGAGGAGAACUUCACCGCCACAUCAUUUGGAUUGUAUUUCUGCCUGCCGCUGCUUCGCUCCUUGUACCGAGAGGACAUGACCGAGGAGGAGGCCCGUGCGACGUUGGAGGAGUGUGCUCGCGUUGGAUAUUAUAGAAAUUGCUAUGCCAGCAAUCGCAUACAAAUGGCGAAGGUGACGAACGAGGGAUGCGUGAUAAGUGAUCCGUAUGUGUUGGAGACGCGCUGGCUUGUCUAA
Messenger RNA from Blastocystis hominis, 684 nucleotides. RefSeq lists its product as hypothetical. The record is from RefSeq and is a predicted model, not a curated record. Gene Ontology annotation, cellular component: proteasome core complex. The transcript is spliced from 6 exons. The coding region runs from base 1 to 684 and encodes 227 amino acids. NCBI's taxonomy places the organism in Eukaryota, Bigyra, Opalinata, Blastocystidae.